UGGUGAACGCGCUGAAGUUGCGGCUCCAUGUCACACACGCGUAAAGACAAAGUGGAUGGCACACGGGCGCACGAGUGUCACCACAGCCGGGGAAACUACCGGAGCUGAGCCAAGGAAGAGAGAGGAAGAAGAAGAAGAAGAAAGGAGGAGGAGGAGGAUGAAGAUGAAAGCAGCGGGACGCUGUGGUAGUAUCCCACCAACACCAACACCACCACCGGCUCCGACAUCCAGGCGCUAGGAGGAGGAGGAGGGGACGCACCGGCACUGGGGCUGUCGGGCUUCGAGCCGCGGCGCGUUGAAUUAGGGGGAAAAACACAAAAGUUCAGUGACCGACUACAAUGGUUAUAAAUGGGUCCCACCUGAACAGCUCCUCGCCAGACCCGCUGCUCAGCCGCCCGCCCUGGGUCACCACAACUUUGGGCUGCUUCCUCAUCUUCACCAUCGUGGUGGACAUCCUGGGGAACCUGUUGGUCAUCUUCUCCGUGUACCGGAACAAGAAGCUCAGGAACGCAGGGAACAUCUUUGUGGUGAGCCUGGCAGUGGCAGACCUUGUGGUGGCCAUCUACCCGUACCCUCUGGUCCUCACCUCCAUCUUCCACAAUGGCUGGAACCUGGGUUACACGCACUGCCAGAUCAGCGGCUUCCUCAUGGGCAUCAGUGUCAUUGGUUCCAUCUUCAACAUCACCGGCAUCGCCAUUAACCGCUACUGCUACAUCUGCCACAGCCUCAAAUACGAUAAACUGUACAGUGACAAAAACUCUGUGUGCUAUGUGAUGCUCAUCUGGGCUCUGACUGUUGUGGCCAUCGUGCCCAACCUGUUUGUGGGUUCACUCCAGUACGACCCGCGGGUUUACUCCUGCACCUUUGAACAGUCGGCCAGCUCGGCGUACACCAUCGCAGUGGUUUUCUUUCACUUUAUUUUACCCAUAAUGAUUGUCACCUACUGCUACCUGCGCAUCUGGAUUCUGGUUAUACAGGUGAGGAGACGGGUCAAACCAGAUAACCGGCCCAAGCUAACGCAGCAUGACGUCAGGAACUUUGUGACCAUGUUCGUGGUGUUUGUGCUCUUCGCCGUUUGCUGGGCACCACUCAAUUUCAUCGGCCUGGCUGUAGCAAUCAAACCGCAGGUAGUGAUUCCCCUCAUCCCUGAGUGGUUGUUCGUGGCCAGCUACUUCAUGGCCUACUUCAACAGCUGCCUUAACGCCAUCGUGUACGGCGUGCUGAACCAGAACUUCCGGCGCGAGUACAAGCGCAUUGUAGUCUCAGUGUGUACGGCUCGCAUCUUCUUCCAGGACAGCUCCAACGACGCAGGAGAGCGGCUCAAAAGCAAACCGUCACCACUCAUGACGAACAAUAACCAGGUCAAGGUGGACUCCGUCUGAGGACACGAACACAUGUGACUUUAAAAGAACAUAUUAAAAAAAAACAUGAGCAAGAAAAAUACCAAAUAUACAUUUAAAACAGUGUCUAUCCUCUGGGCUGUUCACAGACA
Paralichthys olivaceus (Japanese flounder) is the source of this 1492-nucleotide messenger RNA. RefSeq names its product melatonin receptor 1A a (gene mtnr1aa). Gene Ontology annotation, molecular function: melatonin receptor activity. Lineage: Eukaryota; Metazoa; Chordata; Actinopteri; Pleuronectiformes; Paralichthyidae. Gene Ontology annotation, biological process: G protein-coupled receptor signaling pathway. Gene Ontology annotation, cellular component: plasma membrane. The record is from RefSeq and is a predicted model, not a curated record.